AUGACAAUCUCUAAUGAUCUUCAACUCAAAGAAGAAACAAGAACUGGGCCUCUCCAAUGCAUUCUAUCAAGGAUGCUUGUAGGUCUUGUUGAUGAAUGUGGCAAUCGAUUGAUGGUGGAGGAGGAAUUAGCUUUCUUCAGACUUGCAUUUGGAGAUCUUAAUGUGCUCACCAACCAACAUAAUCAAAUUUAUUUUAAACAUCCUGCAUUCAUUGGAAAAAGUGUGUUGAACUUGGCUGUAUCAAACUUCCUUUCAGCAGAAUACCAAUGGAUAGACCAGGAGAAGAUGGAACAAAUGUAUACUCUUAUAUUCUCAAACGAUAAGCUUUACGAGAUGAUCGAGAUUUUCUUUGAAUUUGAUAAAUACCGUUCGAUGCUUUUAUUGGCAUACUUUAUGAACAUCAUGAGUACUCACUCGGUCGUUGAACAAUGGAUAACUUCUCUCUUGAAACUAUUCUGUCCAGUGAUAUUUAAGCUUUUACCUAGAGCACUAUACAAUCGGCUUUUUGGAUUGGAAAAUGAAGAGAAUGAUGUUUCUAUUUUCAAAAAACCUGAAACAACCGAGAAGUUCUUAAACUAUGUUGUUCGUGGAAAAGGGGAUAUUAGAGCGAUAAAUAUCGAGACUGUACUACCAGCCCCAUUGUCCGGGUGGAGCGUGGAGAUCAAAUACAAACUAUCGCCCAAAGCAGAAUGGUAUAUACAUAGCCGCCAUAGUCCCAGUAAGAGGAAGGCGCGUGAGCUAGCUAUAAUAGAUAUCGUGUCGUAUUAUUACAAGAACCCAGAGAUGAUCCACAGUCAUCACCUACCGUCCCUCAAUUCCCGUGAAAGCCCUGAAAAUGUAUUACUCAUACCAUACGAAGACUAUUAUGACAUAGAACUUUCUCUCAAAUCUCUUAUGAUCUUAAAGCCGGUUGUAAAAAAAGAAGAUAUUUUGGAGGGAGCUGGUUACAAAAGGAGAAUAAUGUUUUUGGAUGCUGACGACGACGACAAUGAUUUGAUGGUUGCACUGCUAGGUGACUUAUUGGCAAAGGAUAUUGCAGAAAAGCUAAGUGUUGAGGAGAGCUUAUCGAAGAAUGACUCCCACAAUCCUAAUAAGGAACCAAGCAUAUCCCAAAACCUAUAUCCUCGCUCUACCGAUUAUAUUGAUCCUUGCUACUUAACCAAGCCUCCUGAUUCAUCUAUCAGAGAUAUUAAGCAUGAUAUAUCUACUUUUAGCGUGUACAAACAAGAAGAUCUUGACAGUGUAAAAGCGGCAAUUGCUCAGAGGCCUAGAUUAAAAAGGGCUUUAAACGAUAAUACUCGACAAAGACAGCCAAAGGAUUACAUUGAGAGGAUCAAAUAUAUAUUAGGCGCUGAUAUAACAAUAACUCUAGAAAGCUUUGGGCCCCAGCACUCACUUUUAUUUAAAGCUACAUGUCUCUUCAGAUUAAGUAAAUUUGAAAUCGUCACAAAGGCAGUGCUGUCUAAGAAAAGUGAAGCUGAAAUGCAAGCUUACCGGAAUUUGAUCGAUCUUUUGAAAGAGCAAAAAUAA
Molecule: messenger RNA, 1530 nt
Organism: Phycomyces blakesleeanus NRRL 1555(-)
Lineage: Eukaryota; Fungi; Mucoromycota; Mucoromycetes; Mucorales; Phycomycetaceae
Exons: 3
Coding region: 1-1530 (509 amino acids)
Source: RefSeq, a predicted model, not a curated record